UUCAGAAAAUACACUUCUUUGCCGUAAGCCUCUCCAAUCUUCUCUCCAUCCUCUAAAGCAAGCCACGGAAUUCAAGCAAGGCCGAAGGGAGAAGAAGGAGCCGUGACCUAUUCCUCCACCAUCCACCAUUGAAGAUUGCUUUCAAGCUUCAAGAAUCCCAACGAAACUCAUCCAUUCUCAUCUUCCAUCCACGGUGUACCCUCAAUCCCCUGAUUAGAUCGAUCUCUACUUGCUUAUGCUACUAAUGAUAUUUAUAGGGUUAAAUUAUGCACUUGCUUCCAGCGACAUCACUAACUAUCAUCUCAAACUCCAGAAAAUGACUAGUAUCAGUAGUAUGCAGUACACAUAUUAAGGGAAUUUGCAGUCUUAUUUUGCAACAUGAUAAACAUGCCUUGUUAGUACGCAGGACAUUCCCGGACUACAGCUCUCAUACAAUUUGCUUCUAAAUAGCCAAACAAGCCAAAAAUGCAUGUAAAUGAAUGAUUAAGUAUAUUGGAGCCUUGCUUAUCCUGUCAAAGCUUGGUGGAUUUGGCUUCUCUUUUCAUUCUUUCGAAUUGUAAUAGUGACCGUUUUCCUCAAUUUCGUUUUUGUGAGCUGGUUUCUUCAUUAUAUGUUAUAGAGGUUUUAGCUUCGUCCCCCUUCUUAAAUUAGAAAUUAUACUAUUUUGGCAAUUACAAAGAUUAGUGAUGCAAUGAUCGUCACAUUUUUACCACCAACGGAACUUUGAUACUCCCCUUUUUAGGUUGUGUUUGAAAAAACUUAAAUUUAAAAUAACGGAUAAUGAACCAUUUGAUAAAACUAAAAACAACUGUUUUUUUAAGUAAUAAUUCUUUUCGAGUCAAAAGCAAAAAUGCUCUCCACCUCCCCUUUAUUUCAAAAGAAAGAAAAAGAAAUACAUAGGGGGGGGGGACGUAAAGCCUUGCCCCACAAAAACAAACGGAAAUCAAAGUUAACUCUAAUCCCAACUAAUGAAAACGAAAAUUGAGAAGACCCAAAUAAUCUUUAUUACAUAAAGAUGAAAGAAAAUCUAGAGGUAAAUGUCACCAAACCAAACCUACCGAAGAAUUGCCAAAAUUUACAUAAUCAUCUGCGUCUUUCGACCUAGCUUAUAAAAGCAACUUAUUUUUCAUUGAAGCAUUUUUACUCUUAAAUUUACCAAAUACUCUGACACACUUAUUCUCAUAUAAGCCAGCUUAUCACCAAACUGGUUUCCAAUAAGCAAUUUAGAAUCUUCGACCCUAAGUAUUCUCUUUUUAUUUAUUUAUUUUUGCGGACCCUCUUACUUUUGUGUACCCUCCUUUUGCGUCGGCAGAAUUAAAGGGCCGUAAGUUUGGAUUUCCCACCAAAUCUAAUCAUCAAGAAACGGCUAAUAAUUUCGCCGCUCUCUCUCGCUGUGAAGCCAGGGCUUCGUUUCUUGCUCAGCUAUGGCAGACCCUCACUAUGUGCAUCUUGACGAUGUAGAUCUACAGGAAGAGGAUGAAGAAGCCUCAGAAGAACCAUCCGUCAUCGGCGACGUUGGAGACUCAGAACAAGAAGACGAAGACGAACCAGACGCCCAAACGGAUCCCAAUUAUGCUCUCUAUCUUUCCAGAAUGGGACCCACUCACGAGGCCGAAGAAGCCGACUCGGAUUUUGAACGGCAUCUGGUCAGAACCGCUUGCUUUCUGAGCCGCGGCGGCUGCGGCGGUGACGGCAAGCGGAGGAGAAUCGGAAGGCAGGAAACGGCGGCGUUUGACACCGGAGAGAGCUCUCAGAGCAGUCAGUGGAAUCCGAGUGAAAUUGAUGGCCUGUUUUGCCCAAUUUGCUUGGAGGCUUGGACUAAUGACGGUGAUCACUACAUCUGCUGUCUUCCUUGUGGACACAUUUUCGGUAUGUCCUGCAUCGAAAAAUGGCUAGGCCAGAGUAAAAGACAGGGAAAGUGUCCUCAAUGCAAUGCCAAAUGCAAGUUGAAUGAUGUGAGGAAACUUUUCACGUCGCGAGUUAUUUCUGUUGACGAAGAAUCACAAAAGAGGAUUCGUUCACUUGAGGCUAAAUGUGCUUCUUUUGAGAAGGAGCGAGCAGAAUGGCAUAAGAGGGAGGCAGAAUUGCUAAAGGGACAGCAUGUACUAGAACUCAAAAUUCGACUACUUAUAGAGAGCAAAGCAUCAGGAUCAAUCAAUGCUACUGGGACCUUUGAAAGAAGAUUCGUAUCUGGUAAUAACAUCUUAGAGGGAAGGUCUUAUGGGCUAACAUUUGGCUCUAAUACCUGCGGACAAGCAUCUCCUUGCAGCUUCAAAUUAGAGAAGGAGUUACCUGUAGCUGGUGCUCAUUUGUUUGACGUUGAUGCAUCUAACCAAAUUUUGUUAAUUUCGCGAAGGCAUGCUGGGCUAGGUGGAAAAGAUGUGCUUACCAAAAUGAGCCUGAUACCUCCAUAUGACAGAGAUGAUAUUGUUCUUCCUAGCUCUUUAAAUUCUAUCAGGGACCUACGUCUUUCUCCUUCUAACACUAACCUUGCACUCUUUGCUUGCCUAGGGAAGAAAUUGGCAGUUCUCAGUACGGAGAACAACAACAUCAUUGUUUCCUAUGACAUACCGGCUGCUGCUUGGACAUGCUCAUGGGAUCUCAACGAUUCAAAUUAUAUGUAUGCUGGAUUGCAGAAUGGCUAUCUUCUGGUGUUUGACAUGCGCCAAACCUCAGGGCCUGUUGAAUCCCUGAAGGGGCUGACAAGAAACCCAAUUCAUACCGUGCAUUCCCUUUCAUAUAAUUCAGCUCUUCCCACUGGUGUUAGAACAGUGAUGUCCGCAUCGUCAAUUGGCUUAUGUCUCUGGAAUUUUGGUGGUGCUGCAAAGGGGCCAAUUUUGGUCCCUGAAACAGAGAACCAAGGAGUUUGUAUAUCUCUUGCAUAUUGCCAUAGAACAGAUGACAUUGUUGCUUCCUAUCGCCCCAAAGUCGAGUUUUCUGAUGAGGCAGUUCUUACACAACCAACUCCUUCACGUGCCAUCGGACAAGGAACAGUCGGUUCCCAUGUUCUUUUAAAGAGAGCAGGCAGCAGCAGUCAUUUUCUAAAGUUGGGAUCUUCAUCCGGCAACGUGUGUGAUAUCGGACUGCCAAAAUCUGCAAUUAUCAACAUAGAAAAUUGUGGCAGUUUGUUUGCAUCUGAAGAUAAACUAUCUUCUGAACUAGUUUUAGAAGAGCUGUCGUCUUUUACUACUGUUCAGCGCCUUAACUUACAGCGAAGUCCUGUUCAGGAUGUGAAGUACACAUCCUUCUUAAGGAAAGGUCUCCUCAGUUGUUUGAAUGGUAACACGCUGCAACUCUUCAGUACCAAGCUUUCAUGAAAUGAGUAGUCUUCAAUUAUCUGUGUUUGAGGUACUAUAGUUGCUGUAGUUGUAUCAUAUUAGCUGCUCAGGAUUAUUUUGAUCAUUCCGAUUGUUACAAUAGUGCGAUGGUCUAUAGGUAAUUUAUGAAAUUAACUGAAAAGGAAAUGGAGAUGACUAGAUGAGAAAGAUUUUCAUUUUCUA
Molecule: messenger RNA, 3500 nt
Organism: Rosa chinensis
Lineage: Eukaryota; Viridiplantae; Streptophyta; Magnoliopsida; Rosales; Rosaceae
Product: E3 ubiquitin-protein ligase RFWD3
Exons: 14
Coding region: 1425-3317 (630 amino acids)
Biological process (GO): protein ubiquitination; interstrand cross-link repair
Cellular component (GO): nucleus
Molecular function (GO): ubiquitin protein ligase activity; protein binding
Source: RefSeq, a predicted model, not a curated record